CUGGGGGAGUGCGUCUGCAGCCCCGGCUGGGCCGGGCUCUUCUGCAACGAGAGCUGCCCCCAAGGCUCCUUCGGGGCCGGCUGCCUCCAGCCCUGCCUCUGCCUCCGGGGCGUCUGCGACGGGGCCACCGGCCUCUGCCACUGCCCCCCCGGCUACACGGACGAGCACUGCUCCUCCCUCUGCCCCCCGGACACCUUCGGCACCAACUGCUCGGGGCGCUGCUCCUGCCAGCACGCCCUGGCCUGCUCCCCCCUCGACGGCUCCUGCGUCUGCAAGGAAGGCUGGCACGGCCCCCACUGCUCGACCCCGUGUCCCGCCGGCACUUGGGCCGGCUGCAACCGGAGCUGUGACUGUGGCCAUGGGGCCGGCUGUGACCCCCAGAGCGGGGCGUGCCGCUGCCCCCCCGGCUGGCAGAGCCCCCGCUGCCUGCAGCCCUGCCCGAACGGGACGUUCGGGGCGGGCUGUGGGGAGCGCUGCGACUGCGCCAACGCCGAUGGGUGCGAGCCCGUGACCGGAGAGUGCCGCUGCCUGCCCGGCUGGACAGGCUCCCAGUGCAAGCAGAGCUGCCCCCAGGGCUUUUGGGGCCGCGGCUGCCUCUCGCCCUGCUCCUGCCGCAACGGAGCCGCUUGUUCCCCCCACGACGGCUCCUGCACCUGCGCCCCGGGCUUCCGCGGCCCCUCCUGCCAGCGCCCCUGCCCGCCCGGCCGCUACGGGAAGCGCUGCGCCCUGAGCUGCUCCUGCGCCCACGGCUCCUCCUGCCUGCCCACCAACGGCUCCUGCCUCUGCGACCCGGGCUUCCGCGGCCCCCGCUGCGCCCAGCCCUGCCCCCCCGGCACCUUCGGGCUCCAGUGUGCUCAGCUCUGCCGCUGUCCCCACAACGCCACGUGCCACCCGGCCAGCGGGACGUGUCCCUGCGCCCCGGGCAGGACCGGGCCCCACUGCGGUGAUGAGACCCCCGAGCAGCCCUACACCAUCGUGCCAGCCCCCCCGGCAGCCUACAGCUCGCUGGGGGUGGUGCUCAGCCUGGUGGCCCUGCUGGCACUGCUGGUGGCCAUGGUGGCUGCGGGGCUGUGGUGCCGGCACCGGCAGAAGGGGAAGGGGAGCCGGCACCUUGCCGUGGCCUACACAGCAGGACAGACGGAUACGUCGGACUACAUGGUGCCAGAUGUGCCCCCAAGCCACCACGCACAUUACUACUGCAACCCCAGCUACCACACACUGUCCCAGUGCCCGAUGCCAGCUCCUGGUGCCCCGGACAGAGCCAGCAUCAAGGUCCCCGGCUCUCAGCUCCCGGCGGCUGCAGACGGAGCCGGCAGCACCACGCUCCCCCCCGGCUGGAAGCCCCGCGGCGCCUCGGGCAGCAGCGGGGGGCAGCUGGACCGGAGCUACAGCUGCAGCUGCAGCCUGGGGAAGUGCGAAGAGCCCCCCCCGGAGGGUCUGGGGGGCAGCGGCAGCUCCGUGGGCAGCGAGAGCCCCUACGCCACCAUCCGGGAGCCCCCCCUGGCGCCCGAGGGCAGCUACAUGGAGAUGAGGCCCCCGGUGCGCAGGGAGAUGUCCUACGCCGAGAUCCGGCCCCUCGAGGAGCAGCCCCACGAGAGCUGCCCGGAGGGGGGGGACCUUGUGCCCCCCGCCCCCCCCCCCAGCCAUUACGACUCCCCCAAGAACAGCCACAUCCCCAUUCACUACGAUGUGCCCCCCACCCGGCACCCGCCGUCACCCCCUGCACCGCGGGGACCGGGGGGGCACCGGGGACACGGGGCUGACCCGGACCCCCAGCCCCGGGGUGCCAGUGCUGAAUAAA
Molecule: messenger RNA, 1801 nt
Organism: Pezoporus flaviventris
Lineage: Eukaryota; Metazoa; Chordata; Aves; Psittaciformes; Psittacidae
Product: platelet endothelial aggregation receptor 1-like
Molecular function (GO): scavenger receptor activity
Source: RefSeq, a predicted model, not a curated record